GAUCCGUCGGUUUAGCAUCUUUCUCUCCUCCUUUUAAUUAUAAUUCAUCCUCAAGGUAACAUCGAUUUCUAUGAGAUUCUGAUCUGAUUAGCCAUGGACAAAGGCAUAGGUCUUUACCCACUUCAUCAUUGCAAAACUAUUCACCUGGUGAGACAUGCGCAGGGGAUUCAUAAUGUGGCUGGAGAAAAAGACCAUAGUGCUUACUCUUCUGAGAACUAUUUUGAUGCUCAUCUGACCCCUCUUGGUUGGCAACAGGUGGAUAAUCUACGGAACCAUGUUUUAGAAACUCAACUUUUAAACAAGAUUGAACUUGUCAUUGUUUCCCCUUUGCUUCGAACGAUUCAAACAGCUGUUGGUGCUUUUGGAGGCGAAGAAGAUACUAAUGGAGCGGAUGCAACACCGCUAAUGAUAGUCAACGCUGGGAGCAGUCACCGUCCUGCGAUUUCAAGCUUAAAUAGCCCACCUUUUCUAGCUGUUGAGCUAUGCAGAGAAACUAUGGGUGAUCAUCCUUGUGAUAGGCGAAGAAGUGUCACAGAGUACAAGGCUUUGUUUCCUGCAAUCGAUUUCUCAACUAUUGAAAGCGACAAGGAUGUUUUGUGGAAGCCGAGUCCAAGAGAGAGCCUGAAAGAAGUUGCAGCUAGAGGUAUAGAGUUCAUCAACUGGCUAUGGACGAGGAAAGAAACGGAGAUUGCAAUUGUAUCUCACAGUGGCUUCUUGCAUGGUGUCUUGAGCUCUUUCGGAAAGGAUUGUAUCGAUGAAAUAAAGGAAGAAUUGUCUAUACACUUCAACAAUUGCGAGCUUCGUUCAAUGGUUAUCGUGGAUCAAGGGAAGACAGGGACUGAUUUUGCAGAGGCCACAAACUAUCCUGGGAAGAUUCCUCAAGGACUUGAUCUUGCAAGCGGCUAAUGGCUCCAUUGGACUAGAAAAUGGCAGUUUUUAUUGAUGAACGGAAGUGAGAUUUUAGUAUUUAUAUCAGCUACUACGUUAAUUUACUGAUUAAUAUUAUUGUUCUGUCUGAAAAGAAAGACAUCUCAUCUCAAAUCAAUUUUUAUAUUA
Eutrema salsugineum is the source of this 1056-nucleotide messenger RNA. Its product is annotated as phosphoglycerate mutase-like protein. The record is from RefSeq and is a predicted model, not a curated record. Gene Ontology annotation, molecular function: phosphatase activity. Lineage: Eukaryota; Viridiplantae; Streptophyta; Magnoliopsida; Brassicales; Brassicaceae. The transcript has 9 exons. Gene Ontology annotation, cellular component: cytoplasm. The coding region runs from base 94 to 906 and encodes 270 amino acids.